Molecule: messenger RNA, 1704 nt
Organism: Panicum hallii
Lineage: Eukaryota; Viridiplantae; Streptophyta; Magnoliopsida; Poales; Poaceae
Product: obtusifoliol 14-alpha demethylase-like
Exons: 2
Coding region: 30-1490 (486 amino acids)
Molecular function (GO): heme binding; oxidoreductase activity, acting on paired donors, with incorporation or reduction of molecular oxygen; iron ion binding
Source: RefSeq, a predicted model, not a curated record
UUCCAUCGCUACUGAUUGAAUAUAGUAGCAUGGAUCUGACAAAUAGUGUAGUGUGGUUCGCAAUAGCUCUUGUGUUCAUUAUUGCAGUAACCGCCAAGAUUGCAAUAGGAAGAACCACGUUUGAUCCAAUAUGCAAUAGGCCACGUCCACCUCUGGUGAAUAGUGGUUCUCUCAUAAAACUUUUACUUACGAAGGGCCCACAAGCUAUGAUCCAUGAUCAACAUAAAAAACUUGGGAGCGUGUUCACAGUAAGUUUCUUUGGACUUAAGGUAACAUUCCUUGUCGGGCCAGAGGCCUCAGGUCAUUUUUACCAAGGACUGGAAUCAGAGAUUAGUCAUGGUAAUACAUUCGAGUUCCUGGUGCCCAUUUUUGGCAAAGAGGUUGGCUAUGGUGCAGAUAUCCCCACCCGAACUGAGCAGAUGCACUUCUAUAAUGAGGCACUAAAACUGUCAAAGCGGAGGAGCAACGUUGAUCCCAUGGUUAAAGAAGUGGAGGACUACUUUUCAAAAUGGGGAGAGCAUGGUGUAGUUGACUUAAAACAUGAGUUUGAGAAAUUAAUCAUGCUAGUCUCAAGCCGGUGCCUCCUCGGGAAGGAGGUUCGAGAGAAGAUGUUCGGCGAGGUCUAUAUGCUAUUUCGUGAGCUCUACAAUGGGAUGCACCUAACUAGUGUACUGUUCCCAUACGCCCCAUCUCCAGUGAACCGUAGGCGUGACAGAGCACGCAUCAAGCUCUCAAAAAUACUCAUCGAUAUUGUGAGGUCCCGCAAGGCAGCCUCCGAUCAGGUCGAAAGGGACGUGCUGCAGAACUUGAUAGAUUCAAAGUACAAGGAUGGCCGUAGCACAACUGAAGAAGAGGUCACCGGGCUUAUCAUAAUGCUGCUCUUUGGUGGAAACCACACAAGUUCCGUCACCAGCACAUGGACUGGAGCUUACCUGCUCAGCCACGAAAGUUGUCUGACAGCUGUGGUGGAAGAGCAAAAGAAGAUCAUCAGAAAGUAUGGGAACCAUAUAGACUACAACGUCUUGCAAGAGAUGAACACCCUCCAUUGCUGCAUCAAGGAAACACUACGGAUGCACCCUGUACAACCAAUAAAUCUUCGCAAGGUGCACAAGAACUUUACUGUACAGACCAGAGAAGGCAACGAGUAUGAGAUUCCAAGAGGCCAUACCAUAGCAAGUCCAGUACUCUAUAACAACAGCCUACCUCACAUUUACAAGGACCCUGAUGCGUAUGACCCUGACCGUUUUAGUCUGGGAAGGGAGGAGGACAGAGUUGGUGGUACGUUCUCAUACACGUCCUUUGGCGGUGGAAGGCAUAGAUGUGUUGGUGAGGCUUAUGCCUAUAUGCAAAUUAAGGUGAUAUGGAGCCAUUUGCUGAGAAAUUUUGAGCUCAAGUUGGUAACUCCUUUCCCAAAGACGAAUUGGAGCAAGCUAGUGCCGGAGCCCAAAGGGAAAGUAAUGGUGAGUUUUAAAAGAGUCGCUGCGGCCUAACUACUAGCACCAUGAUGGUCAAGUAAUUAGUACGUAUUUGUGUGUAAAUCAUAUGCAUGCAUUUAUAUGUGUUUAUGUUUGUACUCUCUCUAGUAAAGCAGUGUCGCUUUCUUCUGUGGUGCAGUCAACCAUUUCAAACUUGAUUAUCAAUUACUUUUAUGCGUUGAGCUUAGACAUAUGAGAAUGAUAACGACACUCGAAGCAAGAGGUGGUG